Euleptes europaea (tarantolino) is the source of this 2176-nucleotide messenger RNA. RefSeq names its product NFKB inhibitor zeta (gene NFKBIZ). Gene Ontology annotation, molecular function: POU domain binding; DNA binding. NCBI's taxonomy places the organism in Eukaryota, Metazoa, Chordata, Lepidosauria, Squamata, Sphaerodactylidae. Bases 75 to 1937 code for a protein of 620 amino acids. Gene Ontology annotation, biological process: regulation of gene expression. The record is from RefSeq and is a predicted model, not a curated record. The transcript is spliced from 12 exons. Gene Ontology annotation, cellular component: nucleus.
GCGGCGGCGGCAGUUCCGGCAAGAGGCGUCACUCCCGGAGCGGCGGGCGGCCAGGCGGGCAAGUGGAACAACACAUGGGGGGAGGAAAGCAACAAAGAGGACCUUUCCAAGGUGUGCGUGUGAAAAACUCCGUGAAAGAACUGCUGUUGCAUAUUAGAAACAGCAAACAGAUGUCAUCAGGUCAUGGUGCUGAAGAAUUAUUGAAGGCACAAGGAGGAACAGUGAAUUAUGAACAAUAUGCAGAGUUGAGGAACAUAUUAAAUAAUGAUAGGAAAAGAAAAGCUCAUGAAUCUCUUUCUGAUGGAUCCUGCUAUAAAAGGGCAUCUAUGUUCCAACAUCUCUUGACACCUCCACAGACACCAACAUCAAUGGAUAACAACAUGGAGGAUGCUCAAAUAAAUGAUCCCAAACAAGACAGCGGUUGUGAUAUGCUGCAGAACAUUAUCAAUAUUAAGAAUGAAUCAAGCCCUGUUUCUCUGAACACGGUGCAAGUGAGCUGGCUUCACACGAUGGCUAAUUCUAAUUCACCACGGGAACAAUAUCAAGAGAUUGCAGGAGCACAGGCUUUCUCCCCUCCUCAGAAAUACCAAGCGUUUCAAGCAAACAGUCACUCACAAAUGCAGGAACCACCCCAAAAUUACCAGUUUUCUCCCACACAGCCCCAGGAUUUGCCACAGCACUACAGCCAGAAUUCGCUGAUGGAAUACAGACCACAUUCUGCAAGCAGCCAGUCCUCUGACUAUCAGCAAAACCUUUUUGAAAGCCGGGAACUUCAGUAUUGCCCGACUCAAAGUUUUGCGGCUCUCUUAAACGAUACAGAGGGGCAAGACAACCUUUCUGCCUCUCUCUGCCAGCCUUUUCCCGGAGGCCACCAGCAGCCUGAUAUCACUAGCCACCCUCAGAAUUGUAGCCUGCUACCAAACAACACCUGCAGUGGUCUGGAGGAGCAUGGCUUAUCGCUGGCCACUCCAAAUAUUUCUGCACAACACCAGGGUAUCAGUGGGAACACAGCACAGCUGGGCAAAUCGUUUUUCCAGUGGCAGGUGGAACAGGAAGAAAACAAGUUGGCCAACAUUUCACAAGAUCAAAUCCUUGCCAAAGAUUCCGACGGUGACACGUUUCUCCACAUUGCCGUUGCCCAGGGACGACGGGCAGUUUCUUAUGUGUUGGCGAGAAAGAUGGCAGCCCUGCACAUGCUGGAUAUUAAGGAGCACAAUGGCCAGAGUGCCCUGCAGGUAGCUGUGGCUGCAAAUCAGCAUCUUAUUGUGCAUGACUUGGUUAGCCUUGGGGCACAAGUGAAUACAACGGACUGCUGGGGUAGGACACCGUUGCACGUGUGUGCUGAAAAAGGGCAUGCACAAGUCCUUCAGGCAAUCCAGAAAGGAGCCAUUGUAAGUGAUCAGUACGUAGAUUUGGAGGCAACCAACUAUGAUGGUCUGACAGCAUUGCACUGUGCAGUAAUAACCCAUAAUGCUAUAGUACAUGAGCUACAGAACCAGCAGUCACCUCACACUCCUGAGGUCCAGGAACUGAGAUUGAAAAGCAAGAAGUUGGCAGACACAAUCAAAUUUCUAAUCCAGAUGGGGGCCUCUGUUGAAGCCAGAGAUCGUAAAAGUGGCCGCUCAGCCCUUCACUUGGCUGCUGAAGAAGCAAAUGUGGAACUCCUUCGUCUAUUUUUAGAGCUGCCCACCUGCCUUUCUUUCAUCAAUGCAAAGGCUUACAAUGGCAAUACAGCACUCCACGUAGCUGCCAGUUUGCAGCAUCGGAUGACUCAGCUGGAUGCAGUUCGGUUGUUGAUGCGAAAGGGAGCUGAUCCAAGUGCCAGAAACUUGGAGAAUGAGCAGCCAGUUCACUUGGUUCCUGAUGGCCCUGUAGGAAUUGAGAUAAGACGUAUUCUGAAGGGGAAGACAGUUCAGCAGAGAUCUUCAGCCUAUUAAGCUCCAUGAAUACCGACGACUUUACACUCACUGUCAGUUAGGCAGUCCUAAUGUAACUGUAAAUAGACCAUUUGUCCCGUAGAGGCAAAUGUUAGUUGUUUCUAUGAAACAAACAUGUUUUGUUCACUAUUAUAUAGUGGGUUAAUGACAAUUCUUCUGAACAGAUGGGAAUGAUUCAUACCCAGGUAUUCUGGAUCAUCAUCUGAACUCAGUUUUGCAGUCACGGCAAAAUAAAAUAA